GCGGGGCCGCGAGCCACGUCAGCCAGACCGAGUCCCUGCGUCUGCCAGUCCCGCCACGGAUUCAUUUGGGAUCCUCAAACCGACGAGCCGGCAGAGACGAGGGAUCCAUUAGCCGAUUGGAGCCAAUUGCCUGCUUCGGGGACGGCCAGCCCUUCCAGGCCUGGUGACAGUGGAGGGAGGGGGAAAAGGCAAGCGAGUGCCGCUGCGGGAAGGCACUGAAGCAGGAGCGACGUCCCCUCCCGCCCCCCGCCUUGCAGCGCAGGCUUUGAACGCGGCUCCCCCAUCUGAAUGGAAACUCCGAGCCUCCGGGCGGCGCGUUCCUUCUGGCCCAGCCUUGCGAUCCUUGCGGAGAGGCGGGCGGUGCGCGCCAGCGCCAGCGCCCAGCUCCCGGGACAGGGCCGGCGAUGCUGCUGAACAGAACUUGAUCGCGCCCCUUCCUCGCUGCUAGUGGAAGCGAUGCUGCACUGCACAGCCGGCGCUUCCCCGGCUCUCCUUCAAGCUGAAGGUUACCCGCCCGCACAGCCAGCCCCUAGCCUGUGAGCGGCGCGCCUCGGGUCCCAGCUCCCGCUGCUUGGCGGCAGCGCGCAGGGCAAAGACCGGGCCGCCCGCGCCGGGGCGCACUGCACCAGCGGCUUCGGCUUGGUGGAUGUGUAUGCAUGAGUUCUGCACCGAAUGGGCGCAAAAAGCGCCCCAGCCGGUCCACCCGCUCCUCAAUCUUCCAGAUCAGCAAGCCCCCGCUGCAGAGCGGGGAUUGGGAGCGCAGGGGCAGCGGCUCCGAGAGCGCCCACAAAACCCAACGAACCCUGGACGACUGCAAGAUGCUUGUCCAAGAGUUCAACACGCAAGUGGCCCUGUUCCGAGAGCUGGUCAUCUCCAUUGGGGAUGUCUCGGUCAGCUGCCCCUCACUCCGGGCAGAAAUGCACAAGACGAGAACUAAAGGCUGUGAAAUGGCCCGUCAGGCACACCAAAAACUGGCUGCCAUCUCAGGCCCGGAAGAUGGUGAGAUCCACCCUGAAAUCUGUCGACUCUACAUCCAGCUGCAGUGCUGCUUGGAAAUGUACACAACAGAGAUGCUCAAGUCCAUUUGUCUGUUGGGGUCUCUUCAGUUUCAUCGGAAAGGAAAAGACGUUGCUGGGGGAACCAAGAGUUCGGACUGCAAAAUUGAGGACAGCACUGAGACACCUGCCCUAGAGGACUCCUCCUCAUCCCCUGUGGACAGUCAGCAGCAUUCCUGGCAGGUUUCCACGGACAUUGAGAACACGGAAAGAGACAUGCGCGAAAUGAAAAACCUUUUAAGCAAACUCAGGGAAACUAUGCCUUUACCGCUGAAAAAUCAAGAUGACAGCAGCCUUCUGAAUCUAACUCCUUACCCCUUGGUGAGAAGACGGAAGAGAAGGUUCUUUGGGCUCUGUUGCCUCGUCUCAAGCUAGGCAAUUCUCUCGGAAGCCCACCACCGGGAACACCUGAAAAAAAAAAUCACAAAACCGAAGGACCUCCAGACAGCUGAACCACACAGUUAUUGGUUUCUGACUAUGUUUUCUAUGCUUCCUCGUUACUUUUCUCCACCUCUCCCCGCCCUCUUAAAUGAUUUUAAGCUUGAAAGCAGCUGCCAUCAAGAAAAAAAGAACUGAUUCCAAAAGCAGGCUGUUUUUAAAAGGAUUUGUAGAGCUGACAUUGUGCAUGCCUGCUCUAAACCAUGCCAUGACAGAUGCAAGAAUUAUGGUUUUUAAAUGACUUAAAGGUUUUUUUAAUGUAUUAUACAGAGAAAAGUUAUUUCACACAUACUAGUAUAUCUAUAGCUCUUGCUGAUCUCAUGUGAACAAUUUAUCCUAUAUGAAAGAAGUCUUUAAACAUAGAAACCUAUUUAAAACUGCAAAACUGUGUUCGAAAAUCCAAUCUAUCAGUUUCAUUGGAAAAAUAUUAUAACCUAACAUAUGCCACCUCACUUAUUGCUUUCUCUGCACUCAUUGAUGUUUAGUCUUCCAUUCUGUCAGAAUCUAAGAGCUUCAACAUGAAAAUAUCUUAAUUUAUAAUGCAACAAAAACCAUAUAUGGAAAGUACUUACACUUUGUAAAUACACAGUAAUCCUAAUACCGUCGUACAAUGCAUAUGGGCAACUAAUUUCCUUUGAUCCAAUGGUGUCUUUUUCAGCUUCUUGGAGAAUGAAGUAAUCCAGUUAGGAAAUGGUGUAGAAACAUAUACAAUUACCCUCAAAUGUAAAAUUGAAUAUUAUCACAUUUUGUUCUAAUUGAAAUCUGAAGCAUGGUGUCUGCACAUCAGCAUAGUGUUAAAUCUUAUAGGGCAUGCUGGAAUUAGCUCAGAUCAUAAAACUAUUUAACAUUUUACAUUGUUGAUAAAUUCUUUUAGUUAAGCUAAGCUUGUCUCAUUUUAGAUGACUAUGCAGAUAUGACUUUUCCAAUGUGUACUUGGUGUCUUGUCUUUUGCUUAGAAUCUUGAAAGCAGGACACAUUAAGCAAUACUAUAUUUUAGAACAGAGGAAGCCACUGCUUCAUUUUCCUGCUGAUAGCUUUGUUGUGAUCUUCCCGCACCAAACUUGUAACACGGUACAAAUUUUGUUCUAUAUUCCCCCUCUUCCUCCUUUGGCCCAUUUCCCAGGCUUAGUUUCCCUUAGGUUGAGAGAUCAAGUCUUUGCACUUCUUGUUUUCUGUAGUACAAAAAAUCUUCAAGUCAGACACAAGGCACCAGUGUCUAGUACAACAGAAAGAUGAGCUAGAUACCUAAUAGUGGUGUAUCCAAGACACAUCUUUAAUCCCAACCCAGUACUAUCUCAAUAUUUACAUGUACAGGCGUUUAUAUGUAUGCCAAUAUUUUGACCUAAAAUCUGAAUAUAUUAAAACCUUUAGCAUUAGUGAAAAUGAACAGAGGUACAGGUAAGCUACUGGGAUAAUUAUUCUAUUAAGUUGAAUCAUAUGAAAUUGCUGAUAUUUGACUGUUUUGACCUACAAAAACUAGCAGUUUCAUAUAGCUCAACCUACUAGCUGAUGUUGUGGAAGUUUUACGUGGAAUUGUCUUCUAGCUCUUUUUAUUGAAAAUGAAAUUGAUUUAGGGAGUUGGCAGAGCUCUCUAAAAGCUAUACAGGUCUCUAGAUCACACCAGCCGGUUGUUGGUCCUAUCCUUGCAGUCUAGAAUUGUGUUCCAUUGAACUGGUAAUUAAUGCAUGGUUAUAGGUAUGCCUGGCUUCAUAAAAAAAGAAGUACCCUUGACAAGUUAUAUGAGAAAUUCACAACUUCCUAUAUCAAGUACUUGUAAAAACAAUUGGGACUCCUCCUGUGAAUACUCCUUGCAACCACCAGACUCACCUGGUCUGCAAAUGUUGAUUGUCAAAAAUCAGUUUAAUUAAAGCUUAACAUCCUUUUCUAAA
Molecule: messenger RNA, 3382 nt
Organism: Oryctolagus cuniculus (rabbit)
Lineage: Eukaryota; Metazoa; Chordata; Mammalia; Lagomorpha; Leporidae
Gene: RGS7BP
Product: regulator of G protein signaling 7 binding protein
Source: RefSeq, a predicted model, not a curated record